Molecule: messenger RNA, 413 nt
Organism: Alnus glutinosa
Lineage: Eukaryota; Viridiplantae; Streptophyta; Magnoliopsida; Fagales; Betulaceae
Exons: 2
Coding region: 57-293 (78 amino acids)
Source: RefSeq, a predicted model, not a curated record
CUCGACCUUUUGGUAUUGUGGAGAGGGAGAGAGAGAGAGAGAGAGAGAGAGCAACAAUGAAAGUUUCAGAGAUUUCAAUCAAAUCCGCCACCGCCAACAAGAACAAAACCUGCGCCCAAAGCAGUUCAGAAAAUCCCCACAAACCAAAACCCCAUUUCAGACCUGCUCAAGACGACACCAAGCCUGUCCUCCAAGACCCAAUACUCAGAUCGGACCCGAUAGAGACGGAGGAAGCUGUUCUCCGUUUGCCUCCUUUCCCAGUUACCGGCAGACCAAAUCCCAGUCUAAAAUGAGUUCAAAUGCUAUAAUAGUUUCUUAAGGUUUGCAUCUUUUUUAUUUUGUCUUUUUGAAGUUGAUGUAGAACAGAAAAUCCCAAGUUUCGAUGAAAUCACGUUGUUACAAUUUCUGUUUCA